Molecule: messenger RNA, 1222 nt
Organism: Condylura cristata (star-nosed mole)
Lineage: Eukaryota; Metazoa; Chordata; Mammalia; Eulipotyphla; Talpidae
Gene: PNKP
Product: polynucleotide kinase 3'-phosphatase
Exons: 10
Coding region: 206-1222 (338 amino acids)
Biological process (GO): DNA repair
Cellular component (GO): nucleus
Molecular function (GO): ATP-dependent polydeoxyribonucleotide 5'-hydroxyl-kinase activity; double-stranded DNA binding; protein binding
Source: RefSeq, a predicted model, not a curated record
UUCAAAGUUGGGGGUCUUGGUCCCCGGUGGGUAGGAGGGACUCUCCCUUGGAAACGGCGCGGAGCGGGUGGGAUUUCCGGAGCCCGUAGCGGAAGGAGGGAAUUCCUGGCGGAAGGGCGAGAGGAGGCGGGCCUUCCGGUAGCGGCCGGGGCAUCCCACCUCUGGCCUGUUCACCUGUGUCCCCCUGGAUGACCAGGCGCCCAGGAUGACCGAGGCGCAGGCCCAAGGCCGCCUUUGGCUGGAGAGCACCGAGGGAGGGGCGGCUCCCAUCUUCCUACCGUCGGAUGGGCAACCCCUAAUUCUGGGCCGGGGGCCUCUGACCCAGGUCACCGACCGGAAGUGCUCCAGAAACCAAGUUGAGCUGGUCGCAGACCUUGAGACUCGGACCGUGAAGGUGAAACAGCUGGGUGUUAACCCUUCAACUGCUGGGACGCAGGAACUGAACCCCGAGUUGGAAGGCUCUCUGGGGGUGGGAGACACGCUGUAUUUGGUCAACGGGCUCUACCCCCUGACUUUGCGCUGGAAAGAGUUGCACACCCCAGCAUCCCAGCCAGACACUCCACCAGGCACCCCUCCCCUGGCCCCAGACGAGGAGAAUGUUGAGCCCCAGAAGAAGCGCAUGCGGAAGUGCUCCCCUGGCUGGGAGAGUCUGGAGAAGCUGCUGGUGUUCACAGCGCCUGGUGUGAAACCCCAGGGCAAGGUGGCCGGCUUUGAUCUGGAUGGGACCCUCAUCACCACGCGCAGCGGGAAGGUCUUCCCCACCGGCCCCAGUGACUGGAGGAUCCUGUACCAGGAGAUCCCGCGGAAGCUCCGGGAGCUGCAUGCCCAGGGCUACAAGCUGGUGAUCUUCACCAACCAGAUGGGCAUCGGGCGUGGGAAGCUGGCCGCAGGGGAGUUCAAGGCCAAGGUGGAGGCUGUGGUGGAGAAGCUAGGGGUUCCCUUUCAGGUGCUGGUGGCCACGCACGCGGGCCUCUACCGGAAGCCGGUGAUCGGCAUGUGGGACCACCUGCGGGAACAGGCCAACGAGGGCGUGCCCAUCUCCAUCGGGGACAGCAUCUUUGUGGGAGAUGCAGCUGGACGCCCGGCCAACUGGGCCCCUGGGCGCAAGAAGAAGGACUUCUCUUGGGGCUGCGUCACGGAGACGGACAAGGACGCUGAAGGGAAAGGACGCAAGGGAGCGUGGGGCCCAGGCCUGCUGCCUCGGGGCGGCCGACGAAGCUAG